Messenger RNA from Chara braunii, 7706 nucleotides. Lineage: Eukaryota; Viridiplantae; Streptophyta; Charophyceae; Charales; Characeae. The record is from the annotation of a GenBank genome assembly.
GACGUUUUUCUGUCUGUCGGCAUUGCGCGAUCCGUUGACAGGGAACAAGAAAAUGGAGACCGACGUGGCCCGGUCCGGAUCGCAACGAAGGAGGAGGAGACCGACGUGUCCGUUGCGGCAUCCGAGUCGUCUCAUGUGGAGCGUCGUCUACACUCUCCUUCUGAUCAUCGGAUUCAGCUGUGUCGUGAGCACGACGAAUCUCAGGGUUGAUGGGAUUGAGUCACAAAAGCAGCCAUCUCGUCGCGGCAGGUCAGACGAGGCAAGCGUUGCAGCAGGAGGAGGAGGAGGAGGUGAGGAGCAACUGUCGAACCAAAAGGCCACGACGACAGGACAAGUGGCAGUCGAGCGCAGUGCGAUGGGCGACGAUGGUGGUGAUGCAUCGAGAUCGCAGUCGGUGUCUCACUGUCACUCGAACGAUGGGUCUGUCGGAAUGAAGGAAAAAGGUGGGCAUACGACGGACCCCGGUGAUGAUGAUGAUGGGUUAAUCAUGGAGGAGGGUGGUGAUCAGGAUGAUGAUGGGUUAAUCAUGUCGAGUCCCGGAUGUCUAGCAAGAUCAAGUGAGAGUUGGAAGGAUGUGAUUCAAUCCGAUUCGCUGCCCCCUCCUCCACCCCCUCCGCCGCCGGAUUCCGUCCGUCGCGACGAAAUGAGAUCCCGUCCUCCCACGGCAGAAAGUGGGGACCAUGGGGGCAUCUCCGCCGCCAUGGGGGAUCACCUUUUGGGAUCUCCAACGGCGGAGGAAGCGAUGGGCCGAAUUGCGAGCGGAGACGCGGCGGCGGCGGCGGCGGCGGCGGAGGCUUUGGUGAUUGGUCGUGACGGCGGCGAGGAGGGCGGAGGGCGACGCACCUUAGUGGCAAGUGACGUCAGCGAUGGGGAAGCCGAUGAUGGUAUAGUUGCGAUCCCGACCGGGACAGGGAUGGACGGAGAGGUUCGGCUGGAAUUGGCGUCGAGGGUGGGAGAUCAAGGACGCGUCGUUGGUGUUGACGGCAACAAUGGCGGAACAGCGAGAGGUUCCGCGGCGUUGGAUUCGUCUUUUUUGCACAUGGUUACGAGCGAGAGGACAGCACGAGAGGUGCCCGAUGACGUGGGUGUUAACGGACACGUUUCUGCUAGCGAUGGUGGCAGAACAACAUGGCCGUUGAAUGACGAAGAGACGGGGCGCUCUUUGAUGCCAAGCAAUGGGAACGGAGAUCUGAUGGGGGGGGGGGAUAGGGAUACCGACGAGCAGCACCCUAGUAGGUACGGAGUGGACAUGUGCCCCGAGUGCGGCGGAGGGGUCGGGGUCGGUCGGGACAGUUCGUCGUCGGCCGCCGACGUAAAAGUAGUGGCAACGACGACUGACACAGCGGCACGAAGAUCAACGGCUGCUGCCGAUGAUGCCGAGGGGAGAGAGGAGGUGGUGGAUGAUGAGCUGCGCGAAGAUCGACGGCUGCCCGCAGCAGCUUCUGUAGUGCACAAGCGUCCGCAGUCUUCUGAGGGUUCAGGCCGGGGAGACUUCUACCCCAGAGGAGGAGGAUCCGAGGGGAUCCGCAUGGAGAGAGAAGGGAAAGAGGAAAGGACAGGACGGGAGGGAGUCGGUGUCGAUUGGCUGCCGACGGUGUUGUCAUACGGCGUCGAGAUGUGUCCCGAGUGCGUGGAUCCUGGAAGGGACUUCCUCUUGGCUGGCAAACAGAACGAGUCGGCAGGCAUUCGCUUACAGGGAGAGGCAGCGGGAUGGAGCGAGAGAAGAGAUGAUGAGCAAGAUGGUGAUCUUUUGCCGUCGCAGACGGUGUCGCCGACCGGACUGAAGAUCCCCGAGGAGGAGUGCGGGGGGUUAGGGAAGAAGAAGUAUCUUCCCUCCCGUGCCUUGUUAGAGAACGAGUCUGGCGGCGACUCGCCGGCGAGAGUAGCGGUAAGUCCUGCGGUGUUUAAUCAGGCUCAUCACGAAGAGGAGGACGAUGAAGACGACGAAGAGUUUUGGAAUGGUAUUUCUAAUGAAUACGUGGAUGAUGACGUGGACACGGACGAUUUGUUUCUAUUUUUAGAUACGGUCGAGGAGUCGACGGCGGAGGCGGACCUGUUUGGAAACUCUUCCGCUCCUGGGCCGGCGGAAAGGAAGGUUGUGGCGGAAAAUCGCGGCGACAAGGAAGCACCAGAGAUUAACGAUGGAGUAUUGAGGAGUAGGGAUGAUCGGCAGCAGCAGCAGCAGCAGCAGCAGCAGAAGGUUCUGGAUCAAUCACAGAACAACACCGUAGGGAGAGAAGGGAGGGCACCAGCACAGCUGUCGUCUUACGACUUAGGAAGAGGAAGUGUUAUUGCUGACGUGUCAUUGGAUACGAAUGAAGGAGAACGAUCGCUCGGCAGGGAAGAGCGGGUUGUAAUGAGAGGAGGGAAGCGCGUUGAGGAGGUGCUCAGUUCUCCGUCGAUUGGAGAAGACGUUAUCGGCAGUCCUUAUGCGGCAGCUACGGAGGAGGAGGAACAAGACUUCAUCGGCUGUCCUCAUGCGGCAGCUAUGGAGGACGAGGAGGAGGAGGAGGAGGAGGAAGAGGAGGAGCGGAAGGGUGCGAGUGUCAGUAUGGCGACCGAUGAUGUAAAAGAGCAGCAGGAAAGAAUGAGGUCGAUCCACGACGAUGAGAGGGAAGAAAGGCGUCGAGAAGAAGAUGAGAACGAGGGUGAUCGAAUGGGUGGCCCCGAUGUUCUCAUGGAAUCGAAAGCAGAAUGUCAUCGCUUGAGUCGUUCGGCGGCUGCGGCGGCGAAGCGGAAGACAAACGAGCAACAGCGGCGUUGUCUGGAAGACGAGGUGGGGGGUGGGAACGAGGCGGAGGCUGAUUGGAGAGGCCGCGGGUGCGGAAGGGGGGGGGCGGGGGAUGCAAAUGGGGUGGGUAGAGAUGGGGGGAAUGGGGUGCCCUUACGUGAGGGGGACGAGGGAAAAGGAAAGGUGGGGAGGAAGGCAGUGGAUGGCAUGCUUCGCUUGAUCUCGCUGCAGCGCGACGCGCUUUUGCACCUGGAAGCGUUGUUAGAAUCGCAGGAGAAACGACUCCGCCAGCUGAGUGCCUUGCUGAUGGCAGAAGAGAGUGCAGCAGAUGGUCCCGUAGUUGUUGACGAGGAGAAAAUCAUGGCCGGUCAAAGAAAGUCGAUAAGGAACGCAGCGGGAGUCGCGGGGAUUCGAAAGACUCCGACGACGGAUGGCCGAUCAGCGCCGCCGCCGAGUUCAUCAUCAUCCAGCUGUGGUCACUCGUCUAGGCACCGCCACGUGGCAUCCGGGUUUUCUUGUGAAGCCGCCGAGUGUGACAGAGAUCGUCGUUUGCUCUUAAGUGCGCAGCAGGACUGUCGAAGCGGUAGCCAAGCGAACGAGCUUCUUCAUCUCCUUCCUCCGGUCCCCGUAGAGCGCGUCGCUGCGGAUGCUGCUGCUGCUGAUACAUUAGAUUGGAGCGAUGGAUCGUCAUUGCGCAGCAGCUUGUCAGUGGAACAAGUGAAGGAGGGAGGACGAGUGCUCGGGGCUUUGUCGGAACGGAAAGACGUAGACGAAGAAGAGGGAACAUCGUCGUCAUCAUCGAUGGCAUUCGGGUCGUUGAAGCGACGAGUGACAUGGAAGAAGCACUUUGAGCUCCUGGGCGUCGCUAGCGUGGAGGCACCGGUCACUGUUAUGCACGCACUCCCUCAGCAAGGGGAGAACGGAUUGAGCAGGUAUGUGGCUGUAGGCGAUGCGAUGGGCAGAGUAUCAAUCUUCACUCCCUAUGGAGAUCGGAUUUUAUGGCGAAAGAUAACCGAGGAUGAUGGAUCGUCGUCGGCGGUUACGGCUAUGUCGUCGUAUGUCGUCGGCAGGAAUGUGACUAUCAUAGUCGUUGGAUUAGCGAAUGGUAGAUCGUUGGCGUUGGAAGUAGCAGAGGAGAGAAUUGCUACAGCUUUGGCCCAACCGCUGGAUGGGGAGAUCAAAUACACUCUGUCGUGGAUCUCCACGACCCGUCUCUGUGCUCCGCAUGUCGGCGGCGGCGGUGGCGGCGGCGAUUCUUCUUCUUCUUCUUCUGAUCUCUGCGGUUCCGCUAGUGCCAUCUGUCGUUUCAGAAAUGCGCGCUCUCCCCCCGACUCCCCGAUCCCGACUACCCGUUUGUCGUCGUCGGAGGCGGCAGCGGAUCCCGCUCCCGAUCGCGAUCGCGAUGGCGCGGUUAUGAACGGCGAUGGUGACCGUGAUGGUGAUGAUGCGUAUUCGUACGCGGGCGAACUUGAAGAGAUGGUGGGUGAUCAUUGUCAGGACGGGACGGUAAUGCGGGGUGGGGAUCCGGAUCGAGCUGUGUCUUCCGAUCACCGGAAGCUUAGUGGUUGCGUCGGUCGCCCGUGGUCGUCAUCAUCAUCUUCGUCGACGGCGGCGCCCUUUGGCUCCUACGAUGAUGACACGUGUUCUUCAUCAUCGGCUGUUGUGGCGGUGGAGAUCUACCGCGUCGGCGGUCUGGGUCGUUGCGCGGUGAUCGCGCAUGCCGACGGAGUGAUGACGCUUUUCGCGGAGAACCUGACACGUGUCGCGACGGGGCGCGGUCCUCAGCGGCCGCUAGCGUUUCUGCGGUCGCAGAUGCAAUCUUCCAAGGCAGUGCUUGUGUCUGCCAGUGGGGCGACGAUCGUGCGCUUGCCUGAGUUGAGUGUGACCACAACGAAUCCUUGCAAAUUGCUGACGAGGGUUGAAGCAGAAGGCGAAGGGGAAGGGCAAGACGUAGCCGGGAAUGAUGACCCGCAGAGACGUCGGCGAUCGGUGCCUUUGGUCGGAUUCGCUGUGGAUCCUGUGUCGCGAUCGCGGUACUACGCUGUCACGGAAGAUGGACAGCUCCUCUCUCUUUUCCUAGGUGGAGGAGGAGGAGGAGGAGGAGGAGGAGGAGGAGGAGGAGGCAGAGGAGGAAGGGAAAGGGAAGACGAUGGUGAAGGGCCAGAAUGCACGGUGCGAAGCAGGCGACCGGUGCUGUCGAAAGACGCCAAGCAAGUUACGUACGGUAAUAGGAAAGCACAGGAGGAAGAUGUUGAGCGGAAGAAGGAACAGACCGGAGGCGAAGGAGAGGAGCCAGUCGAGACAGGAGGACGGGAUUUGCUUGUCCACCCACUGCGCGCUCUGAGAGGGUACGUCGUCGUCGCAGAUCCCGACCGUCGCUUGCACGUAUUCAACACCGUGAUGGGUCGCGACGCUGCCAGGCGUAAGACUAUCAACAAUCCCUCGCUUAUUGUGAGUGUCUGCAUGGAGGACGUUAUUGCGGAAUGGUGGGACGGGGCGACGGCGGCGCGCUUCACAACAGCAGCAGCAGCAGGAGGAGGAGGAGGACGAGGAGGAAUGGGAAAUGGGGGUGUUGGGGCCCCACUGGGAUUGAGGGGAUUGAGCAUGGAGAGUAACGGAGACAGAAUGCUAGCUGUGGGAUUCGACGAGGGUUACGUGGCGUUCUAUCGUGCAAGGGGAGUGGGCAUGCGGCAUCAGCACAUUGAGAAGGCAGGAGCAUCUGUCUUCUGGAAGAACCCCAUCUUCAUGGCUGUUGUGGGGCUCGUCAUUUUUUGGCAGAUUGUGAAAAGUAAGAAGGGCAACGGUCAGUGGAACGGAUGGUCGACAGGAGGGGUAGAUGACGGUUGGGGUCGGGCAGGAGGAGGAGGAGGAGGAGGGUUAUGGGAGCAGCUUGAGAGAUCUUAUUCUAGUGAAAGAAAGCAUGGUAAUCGUCGUCGUCACGGGAUGGCUGCUGCAGAACGAGAAACGACGGAAAGAACAGGAAGGACACCAGCGAGUGGGUCAUCGCCUACAGAUGCCGGGUCUCUUAAGAAGUCCCGAUCGAGAACGUUCCAAAGAGAGGGGUCGAGAUCCCUCGAAAGAGAGGGGUCGAGAUCCCUGGAAAGAGAGGGGUCGAGAUCCCUGGAAAGAGAGGGGUCGAGACCCUUGCUGGCGAGGGAACGUACAACGUCGGCGGCGAUUCGAUCUUCUCGUAUCUGUCUGGACAUUGGGAUGGAGAAGAGGUCCAUGGCGAGAGGAAUGAAGGAGAAGGCGCAGGAACGCGGCAGGAAUUCAAAGGGGAAAGAAGAAAGGAAUGAAGAACAAGGAGGAAAAAAGCAGAAGGAAGGACGGAGAGAAGAAUUUCAAGGUGGUGGGAAAACGGAGAAGCAAGGAGAGCGGAAAGAGGAGGAGACGGAUGAGCCGACCGAGAUUCUCUUGAGUGUGCACCGCACAGGGAAGAGAGGUUGCGAUUGUUAAGGGUGUAAUGGCUUCUAUGGGAACCCACGAUGUAGCUGCAAGGUGUUUCUCAACCCCCCCUCCUCCACCCCCACACCCCAGCUUCACUGAGAAGUGGGACACUGUGGGUGUGUAAUUUUUCCAUCUCUGUCAUAGCAAUGCUGCUGCGGAGGGCGGCAUGAACCGUAAACAUGCGACGACACAAUUAUCCACAAGGAGCGAAUGGCUAUAUAAUUGGGAUGUUCGUCCCGAUGGUCUGAGCAGGAGCCAUAAUGCUGUGUUAUCAUCGAUUCCUUUGCGCAUAAUUGCGGCCAUCUGUUUGAGAGGGAGGGAGGGUAUUGGGUCUUGUGAUCGUAACUGAGAAAGACAACACCGCUCGGUAAGGGGGACUAUUCUCUGUAGGCGGUUGUUGUGAGGUGGAUCAUGGCUGUACAGAGUGACAGUGAUGCGAUAGCCUCUCUCGUUGGCAGCUGUGCUAUUUUCUCAUUGGCAGCUAUUAUUCUGUACAGGCUAUUGGCUAUUCUCUGCCUGUGGUUUGAUCGAGUGUGAACUGUUGGGGUCCAAGUGGAAACGGUUGAUCGCGUGGCAGUCGGGCAGAACAGACGUUGUUAGCCUCCCGUUUCUUGUUGUCCCUGAUGGUCGACCUUUUCGGCGAGAGUGCGUUCUGAACAAACGGUUUGACUGUACAGAAUAAGGGAGGCGGAGGAGGACAUGGAUGCCCUUGGAAGUAUCAAGGAGGCAUCGAAGGUUUCCACCAAUGUUAAGGGCAAGUGCUUCCAUGGCUGGUUACGGCAUGGAAGCAGCCUUUUCCAUGCCAUGCCCAUGCCCAUGUCCAGCUUUGGAAUUCGGUACUGGUUGUUGUCCAAAAUGCCAAAUUGGCCCUGUCUGGGGUCAUGCCCUUUUCCAUGCCAUGCCCAUGCCCGUGCCGAAGAUGUGGACAGCUUGACGAUCAACGACCAAUGUUCAAUUAGUUGAUUGAAUGCGAUUACAACUGAGAAAGAGUGGUUGAACCGAACACCUAUUUGGGGUUAGGUGGGUGGGGUAAUGGGCUCAGAGGACGGUCCAGGACCGGAUGGGGCAUCAGACCCCUUUUUAUCAGGUUUCCCCGACAAGCUAAGAUUAUGAUGAUGUCAGGAUCAGCAUUUUCAUAGCAUCGAUAGGGAGAGUUUCACUUCCCAAGAACUCGAAAAAAAGAAAAAAAGAAAAAAAGAAAAAAAGAUAAUAAGUAGGAGAGUUCUCGGUUGUCUGUCCUUCCUCAGCAGUUGAAGGUAGCAUGAGGAUAGAGGCUGGGAGAGAAGUGGUAGAAGAGUAAUUAGUGGUGCUCGGUUUAGCUGUGGUCUUGAGUGAGUUUUUUUUUACCUGUUCUUGAAGCCUUGGCCGCUCGAAUUCAGAGAGUUAACCAGCUUUUGAAGCCUUGGGUGCAGGGGGGUCUACUAAGCAUUGGAGCAUAGGAUGGUGCACCACCUUGCAGCGGUUGAAGUGGGCUUGCAUCGGGUUUCAAAUGUUGUCCAGUUUGCGGGCAAAACGACCAUUUCACGUC